This is a messenger RNA of Porites evermanni, 19558 nucleotides long. The record is from the annotation of a GenBank genome assembly. NCBI's taxonomy places the organism in Eukaryota, Metazoa, Cnidaria, Anthozoa, Scleractinia, Poritidae.
AUGGCGACCAGCGAGAAAGAUCAAGCCGUUUUAGAAAGUAUUUUUAAUCCUUUGCUUCCCCUCGGUGAUAUUCCUCAAACGCAGCCUAAGAAUGAAAAUGACAUCAAUGAAGACAACAGAGAGGAUUCACGAAGGGCGAAGGAGCUCGAGGCGAUGGGUGUCGAAAGAGCAGAGCUGGGAAAUCUCGAUGGAGCACUUGAGUGUUUUAACGAAGCUUGCGAGAUAUGUCCGUCUCGUUCAUCUUGCUUUAACAACAGGGCUCAGCUUUGGAGAUUAAAAGGUAAUAUUUUAUAGUUAAAACUGUGAAAGGUUUGAACCCAGGAGUCAUUUUAAAAGUAGGUUAAGUUUGAUAGUCCAGGUGAACCAGGACCUGAACAAUUGAUGAAAUCGAUAAUCGAUGGCAAUCAAUAACAAUCGAUGACAAUCGAUAUUAAUUAAUCUAUUGAUAUUGAUAAUCGAUGGACAAUCGAUCACGAAAACUUUUGUGAUUAUUGAUUAUCACUGAUUAUCAAUAUCAAUCGAUAACCAAUGGGAAUCGAUCAAUUAACAUAGUAGAUUGUUAUCAAUAUGCAAUAUCAAUCGAUAACCUAUUUAGUCAAACAUUUCAAUUAUCAAUUUAAUCGAGUACUAAUAAAGUUACGCAUUUUAAUAUCACUGCUUUUUAUUUGAGUAAAAACCAGCGAGUAGCAGUGCGUAAACUUGUUUAUUCGCCCACACGUUUCGGGCGAGUUUAAAAUUCAUAGCAACGUACUACGGAUUUGUGUGUAAGAAAAACAAACCCCACUGUUAUGCUUCAACGAAACAGCUGGCAAAUUAGGCAAGGUGUGAAAUAUUUAAUGCAUGAUGUAACGUUUUGAGCUAACAGUUUAGCUAAGUAUUCAUAAAAUAUAUUCAAUUAAUUUAAUGCACACAUUUUCUGUUACGUGGGCGUCUGCUCGGACAUAUAAAGAAAGAAGAAGAAAAAGAAAUAACAAUGAGCUUAAUUGUGUUUGAACAAUGACUGCGUCCCAGGUCAGUUGAAUCUUUGCAAUGAACUCAAAGCUAAAUUGAUCAAGUUUGUACUACUGACAAUGAGAUAUGUUAAUUGUCUUAAUUAUUUGUGCUGUUUUUCACGGAGCCACAUCGAUGAACAAUUCUCAAACUUUGCUACUGAGGUUUCAAAAUAAUAUACAAUCUGCGUACACUCCGGGGAUACCUGAAGAUACAGAGACAUGAAUUUAGUGCCAAUUUUAUGGCAAUCGAUGAAGUUCGUGACCAUCUAAGUGUGAUUAUCAAUUGAUCAUCGAUUGGCCAAUGCCAAUCAAUGCUAAUUAAUAGUAAUAAUCGAUUGUCAUUGAUUGAUCGAUUGAUUUUCUGAUCAUCAAUUUUCAUCGAUUGUUCAGGUCCUGGGUGAACGUAGUCCUGAACAGGACUAGCCUGUUGUUGUUGACAGUGACUGACGUUUCGACAACCUGUGCGGAAGUCAUCUUCAGCGUCAAAGUGAGUUGUAUCACGUCAGUUGAUGGUAUUACACUCUGGUUACUGAUUGGUCAAUUAUGUGGCAAUGUUAUUGGUCGUCUGUCAGUUAAGCUGUUAUGUUAUUGGUAUCACUUUGACUCUGAAGAUGACUACCGCACAGGUUGUCGAUCGUUGUUAAAACAUCAGUCACUGUCAACAACAAAAGUCCUAUACAGGACUACGUUAAACCGGAUGAUCAAACUCAACCUACUUUUGAAUUCUAUAGUUACUGAAGUAAUAUUACAAAUGUUAUACCUUGGUUAGUAAAGGUUUUUCUCAAAUUGAGAAAAAGUUAUACCAUUAAAGAUGUCUAGUAACAGCCGAUUACUGUAUUAACAGUCAAUCAAUCGGUCAAUGAAAGCUUUAUUUACCCACUGUAUUUCUUCUUUACAGUGCUCUUCCAGAGAGCUAUGCCCUAAAUUACAAUAACUCAGUAAUCGGCUGCAUUACAACACAGUAAUCAGCUGGCACCACAGACACCUCAACUUUAUAGUUCACAUGGAUAAUCACAAAUGUAACAAGAUUCUCUAAUCUGAUUGGCUAUUAGCAGCUCCGAUUUCAGCAUUAUACGUCAGUCCAAAACUUCAACACCACAUACCCUCAGCAAACCCUGGGCGUUGCUUGUACUUCAUGGAGCUCUGGCAGGCGAAGUGCACCUGCAGAGUACCAUGGGUAAGUAAAUCUACCCAUCCCAGAAAAUUUGGUAAUCACGUGACUAAACACCACCCUCACGCCCGUCUGUCUCUUAACCGUAUCAAUAAGAUUUUAAAAGCUGAAAACUGGUAACUUACAUUGCAAACAUGGCCGUGCUAAUCAUACAUGUGCAGCGCACGUGAAGUCAAGAGUUUUUAAAUCCCUGUUUAAGGUGUGUUGAUACAGUUUUCCCUAAUAUGUCGUGGCUGCAGCCUGAAAGGGUUCAUUUAAAAAAAUGCAAACCUUUUUCGGUCAAAAACGUUAUAUUGCCAACCAAUUAUGGCCACAGGUGAAAAUCGUUUUUAUAGCACUGAAAUAAUUUGAGCCAAACCUUGAUGGGAGAUGGUGAUUUGAUUUUUUUUUUAUCAAAACAAUUCUAGACCUUUUGUUGUCCUUUAAUGGUGAUGCACGAGAAGAGUUUGAGCAACAUAAAAUGAAUACUGUCAAAGUUUUAAACCCUGAAGUCAUUUCACAGGUAGGUUGAGUAUGAUCGUCUAGGUGAACGUAGUCCUGAAUAGGACUGUUGUAGUUGACAGUGACUGACGUUUCGACAACUUGUGCAGUAGUCAUCUUCAAAGUCAAAGUGAGUUGUGUCACAUCAGUUGAUGGUAUUAAACUCUGGUUAUUGACCUGAUUGGUCAAUUAAGUCGUGAUGUUAUUUGUCAUCUGUCAGUUUAGCCGUGACGUUAUUGGCUAUGAAGAAUCAUUAUGUCAUUGGUUCGUUUCCAUCCGUCUAUUGUCACAGUCAAACAGUCGUAUAUUGUUAGUCAAAACUAACUACGAGAGGACAUGACAAUUUGACUUACAAUAAAUGAUUCUUUAACUGUAACAUAGACAAAUCGAAACGCACCAAUGACAUAACGACCAUGCAACAACAUGCACUUAACCGUGCCAAACCGCACCAAACAGCAAUAAUUUGUACCAAGGUGAACCAAACUACACUUUUUUACACAAACCCGCUCCAAACCACCAAGUUGCCAAAAGUGCACCAAUCUCCACAGGCAUGCACCAACCUGUGCCAAACUGAACCAACAUACACCAAACAGGACCAAUCUGCAUCAAGUUGCACCAAACUGCAAAAUUCUACACAUAACUGCACUAAUCUGCAAUAAAAUGUGCCAAAAUGAACCAAGUUGCACCAGACUGCGCCACACUGAACUAACAUGCACCAAAGUGGACCAAUCUGCAUCAAUUUGCACCAAACUGCAAAAUUCUGCACAUAAUUGCACCAAAAUGAACCAAGUUGCAUCACACUGCACCAAUCUGUACCAAACUACACCAACUUGCACCUAGUUAUCUUAAACUGCACCACGUUUCAAGAAACUGCACCAACGUGCACGAAAUUGCACCAGAUUUGGCCACCUUGCACCUAGCCUGCGUAGCAUGGCGGUUUUGGUUGGGUGCGCUAAGUAAUAAGGGCGGGCAAGGUCAGAGAAACCGCGAGGAGAUUGGGGCAGGAGCAACUUGAAAAACCGCCUGCACGGACGGGGGGCUUUUUUGAGUCGGUCCGUACGCCAGCAUACGGAUCGUCCCGAUUGGUUCAGAAUGUUCGCCUGUCAAUCAAAUAUCUGGGUAAUCUCCCAUGGGAGAGUUUCGAGGGACUGAAGAAAUCAUCUCCGCAAAACAAAAUCAAAAUAUGAAAGAAGCGUUGACCAGAGCAUCGUCGAUCUUGAAUAUUUGACGGGAAAACAGGGCAAUCGUAUUGAAGCCUAAACAGGAAAUGGCCAUUUACAGUCUUCUUCAAAGGAGAGAUGUCAUGGAAAUUUUGUCAACAAGAUUUGGCAAGAGCAUGAUCUUUACUAUCUUUGCUAUGGCCAAAGAAGAAAUUUCCUCAUCGAAAACCUGUAUGAUCACAAUUUCCCCUCUAAAAAGUACUAUCGACGACCAGAUAUCUGGAAUGUUGUCGCUGAGCUGUACAGCAAUGGACCUUAUGACAGAAACAUUAAAUUCCAGUGCUUCGAGAAAGUUCACCUCAAUUUUCUCUAUUACUCGGUGUUAGAGAAUAAUGCACCCCAGCGCAAUACAUCGAACGGUGUCCGCGAUUGUGGUCGAUGAAUCGCAUACAGUAGAAGAAAGACGCACAGCGUAAUUGUCCAUACUGUUUCGUUUGGUGUAGCUUAAGUUUAAGCUACAACUCAAAUCUGAAGAUCGUGCUAUACGUAAAAAUACAACAUCCUGCAAACAACACUUAAGAGCGGAUGUCUGUAAAUAUCGACCAGACGUGGGAAAAAUAAAAGUUUUGAAAAAUUCCAAAAAAAUUAUGUACACUCCCCUAGGUAUUCUAGUGAUGAAAAUAUAAAUUUUAGUUUCAUUGGAUAAAUAUUUUGGCGAUACGACGAAUGUCAACUUCGGGCGAUUGACGGCCUCCGCCAGACCGCUCUUUCGGGCCCCUAGACCGGGCUACGAAAAGACCACGAUUUCAAUCGAACUCAAAUAUCAUUCAACCCAAAAAGCUUCUUAUCGUAUUGAAAGGGGUUUUAUACACAUACUGAAUGGUCAUGUUCUUGAAUCGAUCGCAACUGGAAUAUUUGAUGGAUUUUUAAAUAUUUACAAAAUUUUAAGGCUUUUACGCGAGCAAAAUAUUGUCAGAUUUCAAAGGCCUAAAAUCACAUCCGAUACAUGAUUUCUAACAAAAAAAGACAUUCCACGUUAAAAAGCAAUCUCUAAGCUUUCAAAAUAUACUUUCAAAACUCUGGGCAACAUAUGAAAUGAAUUUUUGGGAACGCAAAAUUUACAGAUCACUUGAUUGUAAUUUGACCUUUCCUUUUUCGACUGUCAAGAGGUUCGGCGCGACACAAAUCAAUCCUCCAACAAAUGUUUCAGCCAAAAUACGUUUAAUUUAAGUAAUCUCAAGUCCCACAGAGAUACAUGCAUGCUUCAUAUACAUUAGGUGGAAAGUUUCAUGCCAUUUUGUCAGCCGUAAAGAACUAUUACUCUGGCCUUCAGGUGCAGUAGUUGAACUCGCCUCGCUAAAGUAAACAUGAGGGUCAAGUUCUUAUCACGAAACAGCGACCAACUAUCUAUCCUGUCUAGUACAUAAUCAGGUCUAUAAUUUGUUUGUUUGUACCUUGUGUCCUUGUUUGACUUCAUUCCCACAAUGAAACUGAGACAUGCAAACUACAACGAAAUUCCCGCUCGCUCGAAACGUCACGUGUCACGUGAAAAGGCCGUUUUAGACCUGAUUGCGUUACGUAAACAUGACACAUAGCGAUUAUUGCUGAGUUGUGCAAAAAAAAACUGCAUUUCUAUUUUACAUGUUGAAGGUAUGCUAGACAAUCUCAAUUUUUUUUUCUUACCAUGCAGUUUUAUCGAUCUCAGGCUUGUGAUCCCCGAGUUUUCAGUGAUCCCCGAAGUUUUCAGUGAUCUCGCCUUUUUGGGUUCUCAGUCACGACUGAUCCCCCCCCCCCACCCAUACCCCGCUUAAAGUCAAAUGGCUGGCCCCUAAUUACAUGUAGAAAAUCCUACUACCGUCUGAUAUUGUGCCUACGACACCAAUCUUUGAUAGUGCGCUCUCGGUCUAAGGUAGUACAUGUCUACUCCUUACUGCACCACGAGUGGAACACCGCUGGCAGGCUAGGUACCUUUAUUCCGCUAUUGUAGUCACAAGGCAAGUAAACAUUAUGAUAAAAAAAAAAAACCUAUGAUCUCCAACGCUGAAAAGGAAGGGGGUUCAAAAGCGUGGUUUUCAAAGCUAGAGCUGUAAAUGUAUUACACUGUAUAUGCGUUUCUGGCCAUCAUCAUCGUCAUCAUCAUCAUCAUCAUCAUUAUCAUUAUCAUCAUUAUUAUUGUAUUUCAACGCAAGCAACAUCAAUUAUAAAGCGGGCGCUGAUUGGCUUAGCCUGCGUAGCAUGAGCCGGUAAUUACCUAAUCACAGGCCGCGCGAGGGGAACACGUGAAGGGGAGAGGAGACCUCCUCUCCUUUUCUCUCCUCAUGCGUCCUCGACACUUCUUCUUUCGCCCAUCCUCCCCCCCCCCAAACAAAACAAAACAACAACAACAAAACUGGCGCCUGCUACGCAGGCUAUGAUUGGCCCUACUCUGAAACGUUUAUGCGUGGGUCAAAGCAAGGAAAGAGACUGGCGGGGACGGACCAGGGGCGGGGGAGAUGAAGCUUUGUCCGUGUUACACUGAUUCUUCUAUAAUGAGUUCGAAGAUGCGCAAGAGCAGGCACCUACGCAAGUUCAAUGGCAUAAUGCAGAACUGACUGUAAAGUGGCACUUAACUGAUCGGUUGCUCUCUCCUAUGCGCACGUACGGUUUCCUCGGUUAUUUAUUACUUGAACCACACUGAUCACCCACCCAACGCUCAAUUUUUGCACGCUGUAUCGCCGCACAAAGGCAAGCAGAGUUGUACUAGCUGGCAAUGAUGCUCGUUUAUUUUCAGCACUAGAGUAAACUUCGUAAAACAAGACGGUCCAAAAAUCUAUAAAUAUCGACGCCGCAAUCACUAGUUGAGACCGUGGUAGGACGCCCUUACUUGUGCUUUAUACUGGCUUUAUACAGCAUUUUGCAUACAGCAUUAGGAUAUUUCCAAACUGACAGAAACCAGGACAAACAGAGGAAGGGGGAGAAGUGUCGAACCACUACCAACAACCAAAAAGAACAACGCAAACAAUAAUGUUUGACCCUAGGCCCAGCCCAAGGCGGGGGUUGGAGUUGGGAGGGGAGAGUUGAAGUUACCGAGAUGAUAAAGGGAUUUCUUUUUCGUUUUGAAAUUUUUCAUCACGGGAUUUCUUUAGGGAUAGGAAACUUUGGACAAUAUAAAUAACUAUAGACAUUCUUGGUAGCUUGAUUUAAGUAAGAAUUUCAAAGAGUAUUCAAAACAAUCUGAUUGGUGUAGCACCGCACGCGUACAAUGCUGGCCGCACAGUUCAGACUGUCAGAUGAAAAAAAGGAAAAUUCAGCAGAUGGUACCAUGAACAAACCAACCACAAACAUUUACUUUUCAUUUUUUGGCGUACCAUAUCAUUUAAUCCUUCACGGAAAAAAAUCAGGGCUUGGAGAAAUUAGGGCUUGAAAAUUUGGGGGGUUAAUUUUCGGUCCUAAGAUAUUUUUGGUUUCGUCGGGAAUCCGACAAGUCUGGUAAAACUGCAUGGUAAAAAGAAAACCAGAUUGUCUGUUCAUUUAAUGGCAUAUCUACAACAUGUAAGUCAGAAAUGGAUUUUUUUUGCACAACUUAGAAAUAAUCGCUAUGUGUCAUGUUUACGAAACGCAAUCGCGUGACAUGUCGAGCGAGCGGGAAUUUCGUUGUAGUUUGCAUGUCUCAGUUUCAUUGUGGGAAUGAAGUCAAACAAGGACACAAGGUACAAACAAACAAAUUAUAGACCUGAUUAUGUACUAGACAGGAUAGAUAGUUGGUGUAGAUUUUGAAAACUUCGCUGUUUCGUGAUAAGAACUUGACCCUCAUGUUUACUUUAGCGAGGCGAGUUCAACUACUGCACCUGAAGGCCAGAGUAAUAGUUCUUUACGGCUGACAAAAUGGCAUGAAACUUUCCACCUAAUGUAUACGAAGCAUCUAUGUAUCACUGUGGGACUUGAGAUUACUUAAAUUAAACGUAUUUUGGCGGAAACAUUUGUUGGAGGAUUGAUUUGUGUCGCGCGGAACAUCUUGAUUGUCGAAAAAGAAAGUUCAAAUUACACUCAAGUGCUCUGUGAAUUUUGGGUUCCCAAAAAUUCAUUUCAUAUGUUGCCCAGAGUUUUGAAAGUAUAUUUUGAAAGCUUAGAGAUUGCUUUCUAACGUGGAAUGUCUUUUUUUGUUAGAAAUCAUGUAUCAGAUAUGAUUUUAGGCCUUUGAAAUCUGACAAUAUUUUGCUCGCGUAAAAGCCUUAAAAUUUUUAAAUAUUUAAAAAUCCAUCAAAUAUUCCAGUUGCAAUCAAUUCAAGAACAUGACCACUUAGUAUGUGUAUGAAACCCCUAUUAAUACGAUAAGAAGCUUUUUGGGUUAAAUGAUAUUGGAGUUUGAUUGAAAUCGUGGUCUUUUCGUAGCCCGGUCUAGGGGACCGAAAAAGCGGUCUGGCGGAGGCCGUCAAUCGCCCGAAGUUGACAUUCGUCGUAUCGCCAAAAUAUUUAUCCAAUGAAACUAAAGUUUAUAUUUUCAUUACUAGAAUACCUAGGGGAGUGUACAUAAUUUUUGGGGGAUUUUUCAAAAAUUUUAUUUUUCCCACCCCUGGUCGAUAUUUACAGACAUCCGCUCUUAAAAAGCCGGGCCCAGCGUCAAAACAUUCACAGACAAAGCAGUGACAAAGAAACUACAAACCAAGGCUCCUUGGUUUGUAGUUGUCCAGAUCCAGGCAUUUUAGUCGGAAAAGACCAAAGAAACUAAAAUAUUUAUUUAGCCGUAAUAAAAAGCUUUAGGCUUUAAGAGUGGUCAAAGAAAUAAGUACUUUACAACUGCAUCUAAGAUAAACAAGUUCUAAUUAGCAACACUAACAUUAACCACAGGAAAUAAUUACUCAAUACGGAUUAAACAAACCAAUUUCAUGACCUCUAAAUAAAUGUAAGACUUAGUGCAGCAAAAACAAGAUCUACUCACUCAAGUUUAGAACGCAGUGUAGUCACCUAUGCGCGAGAUAGCCACAAAGAAAAAACCUGUGUUUGUUCUAGCAAACUCCAAUUCCAGGCCAAGAUCACGUUUUACACUAUAUCACGAGCUUUUGUGUCGUGUUUAGGCUGUCAACACUUUAUUUCUGAUUGGCUGGGAAAACUGAAACCAAAGAAGUUGUCAACAGGAUGUCAAUAUGAGUUGAAGGGGGCGGCAGUUGAUAAGGCCACGAAUCCGGGCAGGCGGUUUUUAUUUUUCUCGCGGCGUCGCCGCUCGUUCUCGUACGCUUCGCGCGCAAAUUUGGCCGCUACGCCGCUCAUGCGCCCAGCUCGACAAAACCGCUAUGCUAUGCAGGCUACCUUGCACCAAACUGCACCAAUCUAAACCAACCUGCACCUAAUGUGCUAAGUUGCACAAAAUGCACCUACCUGCGCUAACCUGCACAAAGUUGCACCAAACUGCACCAAUUUAAGGAAAGUUUUACUAAACUGCAACAAGUUGGGCCAAGUUGCACCAACUGCACCAAUCUGAACCAAUCUGUACCUAACUGCACCAAGUUGCACCAAUCCGCACCUAACUUCACCAAGCUGAACCAAACUGCUCCAAUCUGCACCAAACUGCACCCAUCUCUACCAAGUUUCACCAAACGGCACCAAUCUGUACAAACUUGCACCAAACUGAACCAAGUUGCACCAAUCUGCACCAACUUACAAGAAACUGCACCGAGUUGCACCAAAUUGCAGCAAUCCGCAACAAGUUUCACCAAACUGUACAAAUCUGGACCAAGGUUCUCCAAACAGCACUAAUCUGCACCAAGUUAAACCAAACUGCAUUUAGUUGAACCAAUCUGCACAAAGUUGUACCAAACUGCACCAAGAUGCAACACACUAUACCAAUCUAUACCAAACUGCACCAAGUUGCUCCGAGUUCCACCAAACUGCACCAAGUUGCACCAAGUUUCACCAAACUACACCAAUAUGCACCAAGUUGAACGAAACUGCACCAAUCUACACCAAGUUCCACCACACUGCACCAAUCUGUACCAAACUGCACCAAGUUGCAUCACACUGCACCAAGAUGCACCAAUCUCCACCAAGCUGUACCAAACUGCACCAAGUUGCGCCAAACUACACCAAUAUGCACCAAGUUGCACCAAUCUGCACCAGUCUGUACCGAACUGCACCAAAGUGCACCGAAUUGCACCAAAAUGCAGAAGGUUGCACCAAUCUGCACCAAGUUGCACCACACUGCACCAAUCUGUACCAAACUGCACCAAGUUGCACCAAACUGCAUCAAACUACACCAAUAUGCACCAAGUUGCACCACACUGCACCAAGUUGCACCAAGGUGCACCAAUCUGCACCAGUCUGUACCAAACUGCACCAAAAUGUACCGAGUUGCACCAAAAGGCCAAGGUUGCACCAGUCUGUAACAAACUGCACCAAGUUGUAUCAAACUACACCAAUAUGCACCAAGUUGCACCAAGAUGCACCAAUCUGCACCAGUCUGUACCAACCUGCACCAAAAUGCACCGAGUUGCACCAAUCUGUACCAAACCGCACCAAACUGCACCAACUUGCAUCAAACUGCACCAAUAUGCACCAGGUUGAACCACACUGCACCAAUCUGUACCAAACUGCACCUAGUUGUACCAAACUGUACCAAGGUGCUCAAACUACACCAAUAUGCACCAGGUUGCACCAAACUGCACCAUUCAAGCCAUGAUACAGUUGCAGGUUAGAUAAAAAUAAUGAUGAUGAUAAUAAUACUAAAAACAAUAAUAAUGGUUACUUUGGCAAUUUUCAUUGAUCCUCUGUACCAAACUCCACCAAGUUGCACCACACUGCACCGAGAUAAACCAAUCUCCACCAAGCUGCACCAAACUGCACCAAGUUGCACCAAACUACACCAAUAUGCACCAAGUAGCACCAAGAUGCACCACACUGCACCAGUCUGUACCAAUCUGCACCAAGUUGCACCACACUGCACCAAGAUGCACCAAUCUGCAUGAAGUCGCACCAAGUUGCACCACACUGCAUCAAUCUGCACCAAGUUACACAAAACUGCACCAUUCUGCACCAAGUUGCACCACACUGCCCCAAUCAGUACCAAACUGCACCAAGUUGCACCAAAGUGCACCAAGUGGCACCAAGAUGCACCAGUCUCCAACAAGUUCCACCACACUGCACCAAUCUCUACCAAGCUACACCAACUUCCACCGAGUUCCACCAAACUGCACCAAGUUUACCCAGAGCAGACCAAGUUGAACCAAACUACACCAAUAUGUACCAAGUUGCACCAAGAUACACUAAUCUGCACCAAGUUGCACCAAACUGCACCAUUCUGUACCAAUCUGCACCAAGUUGCACCAGAAUGAACGAAGAUGCAUCAAUCUGCACCAAGUUUCACGGAGUUUCACCAAACUGCACCAAGUAGCAUCAAGAUGCACCAAUAGGCAGCAAGUUGCACGAGGAUGCUCCAAUCUGCACUAAGUUGCACCACAGUGCACCAAUCUGUACCAAACUGCACCAAGUUGCACCAAACUGAACUAAGUUCCACCACACUGUACCAAUCUGCACCAAUGUCACAAGCUGCAUCUCCCAGCACCAAGAUGCACCAAUCUUUACCAAGUUGCACCGAGUUUCACUGAACUGCACGAAGAUGCACCAUUCUGCACCAAGUUACACCGCAUUACCCCAAUCAGUACCAAACUGCACCAAGUUGCACCGAUUUUCACCAAACUGCACCAAGUUGCACCAAGAUGCACCAAUAUCCACCAAGUUGCACCAAGAUGCUCCAAUGUGCACCAAGUUGCACCAAACCGCACCGAUCUGCACCAAGUUGCACCAUAGUGCACCAAUCUGUACCAAACUGCACCAAGUUGCACUAAACUUCACUAAGUUGCACCACACUGCACCAAUCUGUACCAAUCUGCCACAAGUUGCACCACACUGUACCGAGAUGCACCAAUCUGCACCAAGUUGCACCACACUGCACCAAUCUGUACCAAUCUGCACCAAGUUGCACCACACAGCACCAAAAUGCACCAAUCUGCAUCAAGUUGCACCGAGUUUCACGGAACUGCACGAAGUUGCACCAAACCGCACCAUUCUGCACCAAGUUGCACUAAGUUGCACCAGAGUACUCCAAUAUGCACCACACUGCACCAAUCUCUACCAAGCUGCACCAAGUUGCACCGAGUUCCACCAAACUGCACCAAGUUGGACCGAAUUUCACCAAAGUAGACCAAGUUGCACCAAACUACACCAAUAUACACCAAGUUGCACCGAGAUACACCAGUCUGCACCAGGUUGCACCAAACUGCACCAAGCUGCACUACAUUGCACCAAGUUGCACCACACUGCACCAAGAUGAAUUAAUCUGCACCAAGUUGUACCAAUCUUCACCAAGUUGCACCGAGUUUCACCAAACUGCGCUAAGUUGCACUAAGCUGCACCACGGAACUAAUCUCUACCAAGCUCCACCAAGUUGCACCGAGUUCCACCAAACUGCACCAAUUUGGGCCGAGUUUCACCAAAGUAGACCAAGUUGCACCAAACUACACCAAUAUGCACCAAGUUGCACCAAACUCCACCAAUCUGCACCAAUCUGUACCUAUCUACACCAAGUUGCACCCCACUGCACCAAGAUGCAUCAAUCUGCACCAAGUUGCACCGAGUUUAACCAAACUGCACCAAGUUGCAGCAAGAUGCUCCAAUCUGCACCAAGUUGCACCACACUCCAUCAAUCUGUACCAAAUUGCACCAAGUAUCACCACACAGCACCAAGAUGCACCAAUCUGCGCCAAGUUGCACCGAGUUUCAUCGAACUGCACCGAGUUGCACCAAGCUGCACCAUUCUGCACAAAGUUACACCACACUGCCCCAAUCAGUACGAAACUGCACCAAGUGGCACCAAGAUGCACCUAUCUGCACCAAGUUGCACCACACUGCACCAAUCUGUACCAAACUGCAUCAAGUUGCACCAAAGUACACUACUUGCACCAAGUUGCACCAAUCUGCACCAAACUGCAUCAAGAUGCACCAAUCUGCACCAAUCUGCACCAAGUUCCACGGAGUUGCAGCAAACUGCACCAAGUUGCACUAAACUAAACCAAUAUGCACCCAGUCACACCAAACCACAUUAAUAUGUGCCAAUCUGCACCAAGUUUUACGAAACUGCACCAAGUUGCACCACACUGAACCAAUCUCUACCAAAGCUGCACCAAGUUGCACCGAGUUCCACCAAAUUGCACCAAGUUGGACCGAGUGUCACCAAAAUGCACCAAACUACACCAAAAUGCACCAAGUUGCACCAAGAUACACCAGUCUGCAUCAAGAUGCACCAAUCUGCACCAAGUUCCAGCGAGUUUCACCAAACUGCACCAAGUUGCACCAAGAUGUACCAAUCUGCACCAAGUUGCACUACACUGCACCAAUAUGUACCAAACUGCUCCAAGUUGCACCAAAGUGCACCAAGUUGCACCGAGUUGCACCAAACGGCGCCAAGUUGCACGAAACUACACCAAUAUGUACCAAGCCGCACCAAGACGCACCAAUCUCUACCAAGCUGCACCAAACUGCACCAAACUGCACCAAUCUGCACGAAGUUGCACCAAACUGGACCAAUCAGCACCAAGUUGCACCACACUGCAUUAAUCUGUACCAAACUACACCAAUCUGAACCAAUCUGCCGCACGCCGCACCAAAUAUCACCAAUCUAUCCCAACUUGAACCAGAUUGUACCAACCUGCACCAAAUUGCACCAACCUGCAUUAAUCUUAACCAAACUGCACCAAGUUGCACCAAACUACACCCAUAUUCACUAAGAUGCACCAAUCUGCACCAAACUGCACAAAGUUUCACCAGACCGCACCAAUCUGCAUCAAUUUGCACCACACUGCACCAAUCUGUACCAAAGUGCAGCAAGUUUCACCGAGUUGCACCAAACUGCAGGAAGGUGCACCAAGGUGCACCAAUCUGCACCACGUUGCACCAAAUUGCAAUACGUUGCACCACAUCGCACCAAUCUGUACCAAACUGCACCAAGUUGCACCUAGUUGCACCAAACUGCACCAAGUUACACCAGGAUGCACCAAUCUGCCCCAAGUUGCACAAAACUGCACCAAGUUGCGCCAAACUGCACCAGGUUGCACCACACUGCACCAGGUUGCACCACACUGCACCAGGUUGCACCACACUGCAUUAAUUUGUACCAAAUUACACCAAGUUGCACCGAGUUGCACCAAACUGCACCAAGGUGCACCAAACUAAACCAAUAUGCACCAAGAUGCACCAAACUGCACCAAGUUGCAUCAAACCGCACCAGUCUUCACCAUGUUGCACCACACUGCAUUAAUAUGUACCAAACUGCACCACGUUUUACCGAGUUGCACCAGACUACACCAAUAUGCACCACGAUGCACCAAGUUGCACCAAACUGCACCAAUCUGCACCAAUUUGCACCACACUGCAUUAAUAUGUACCAAACUGCACCAAGUUGCACCAAACUACACCAAUAUGCACUAAGUCGCACCAAGAUGCACCAAUCUGCACCAAUUUGCAACUCACCGCACCAAUCUGUACCAAACCUCACCAAGUUGCACCAAACUACACGAAUAUCCACCAAGUCGAACCAAGUCGCACCAAACUGCAUUAAGUUGCACCACACUGCACCAAUUUGUACCAAACUGCACCAAGUUGCAUCCAGUUACACCAAACGGCAUCAAGCUGCACAAAGUUGGGCUAAGUUGCCCCAAAGAGUACCACACAGGACCAGCCUUCACCAAUCGGCAUUUAACUGCACCAAAAUUCACUAAUAGGCACCAACGUGCACCAAUCUGUACCAAGUUUGUCCAAACUGCACCAAUGUGCACAUAACUGUACGAAACUCCACCACUCUUCACCAAACUUCAGCAAUCUACAACAAUCUGCAUUAAAUUUUACUAAUCUGCACCAAGUUGCACCUAACUGCAUCACAGCAGCACUCAGCACCAAUUUGCACCAAACUUAAGUACAAUAAGUUUUAAACCGUAUUUGGUCUACAAGGAGCACAAAAUAGUCGCUGAAAUUGUUGGUAGCCCUGGCCGUUUUUUCGCCUCGAUAAGACCUUUCCCCCACAACCUGCAAAAAAUCCCACGGGUAACCCGCUUUCGAUACGGACAACCUCUGCUCCGUGUGAGCGCCGCGCGUCGCCGUGCAUCCGUCGUAUGAGCGCCUGACAGAAGACGAACCCUUCUUGCACCACCCGACGAGCGAAGCGAGAAGGGUAGCCUCGUAUUAUACUUUUGCAUGCUGCUGCCUAGCAUGUCUAUCAUUCAAUAUAAAUCCGGAGAAAGGCAUGUUUCCUGUCUUAAAAUUCUCCAUCUAAUUUUCAGUCUGUUAACAACACAACAAUCGAAUGACGACGAAAAAAAAGACAAUUUUUUCCCCUGUCCUUCAAGAAAGGAUAAGAGAGACCAACGACAAAACGAACACACGCUCCUUUUAAGGCGGCACUAACAGUAAAGUUCGCACUUAAUUUUUUCAAUUGCAUAUAAAUGUUAGUUGAUAUAUUGAGCAAACCAAUGAAGAACUGUUUCCGAAAUCUGGGGAAAAAUUCCGGCUUUUCAGGGGAUUUAAAAGCUCUUGACCUCAAGUUCGCUGUGCAUGUAUGUUCUGUAGCACUUUGUAAUGCCCAUCGCACUUUGUAAUAAAAGUGUUGCAUGUUCUAUUCUGUCUUGUAUGCUAGCUAGUACGCUUAGUACAGCCAUAUUCUUUUAUGUGGGUAUUUUAUUCCACCCUAGUCACGUUAGUACGGCCAUAUUCUAUGUAUGUUCUUACUUUAUUCCGCUUUGCUCUUGUUCGUCUUAAUACAUUAGUACGCUCAGUACGGCUAGGUGUUUUGUAUGUUGGUAUUUUAUUUGGUUUUAGUACGGCCAUGUUAUAAUAAUAAUAAUAAUAAUAAUAAUAAUAAUAAUAAUAAUAAUAAUAAUAAUAAUAAUAAUAAUAAUAAUAAUAAUAAUAAAUGUUAUUUAGCCAGGGUUAUCUCUUCAGCAUAAAAUGCUGCUAUCAAUGAGGGCCCUGGGAAAAAAAAAAAUAUAUUAUAUAUAUAUAUAAAACUAGCCUAAAUUACAGUAACUAAAAACACACUAAAAGUUAAAAAUACAACAAGAUUAAGAAAUUGUUUAAAAAAGCUAAAAUACAGCAAUUAAAAUGCAUUUAAAAGCUAAACUAAUACAAAAACUUAACAAGUAACUAAAAAACUUUUGAUCUAUAUAAUUCCAAAAUACGAGUUUUAAAAAUCACAACUGACUUAGAAUCCUUCAUUUCUCUUGCAAUAUUAUUAAAAAGUUUAGAUCCAUUAAAAUAAAAAGACUUCCUUGCCGUCUCAGUUCUGACUUUGGGGAGCAGCAAGUUGUGCCCUUUUCCCCUCGUGUUGUGGACUGUUCUAAAAACCUUAAAAUAAUCUUUAAAAAACAUUGGAGGUGAUCCCUUCAAGCAUUUAAAAGUCAAAUUGAUAGUGUACAUAUCACGCCUUAUAGACAAGGGAAGCCACUUUAAAUUCUUCUCGGCGUCUGAAUCUUUGGUCUUCAAAACAAUCUUAGCUGCCCUUCUUUGUGCUCGAUCUAACUUAUCACGUUCUAUUUUCCCAAUGCUGCUCCAAGCAACAUCGCAAUAAUCCAUAACCGGCAGAACAAGAGACUGAUAAACUUUAUUGGCUGCAUCGACAGUUAGAUUGUUUCUAAUUCUUCCGAGGACACCAAUUCUCUUGGAAAUCUUAACCAAUAUCUUAUGCACGUGCUGUUUGAAAUUGAGAUUUGCAUCUAUUAGCACACCAAGGUAUUUGUAAUGUUGUGCUUGAUUUAUCGGCUUAUCCCCGAGGAAUAAGCUAAAUGGCCCAUCUGAAAGGGCAGCCGAAGCGAUUCGUUGUUGAGUGCCGAAAAGAACGUAUUCGGUCUUCACAGGAUGAAUGCACAGCUUAUUAAGAUGGGUCCAGGACUGCGACUGUUUUAGAUCUUUAUUCAAAACGGUACUUUUGUUUCCGAUAUUGGAGUCAGCGUAGAAAAGGACAGCAUCGUCCGCAUAAAGUAGGGUCUUUGACUGAAGUAAACAGUUGGGCAAGUCAUUGAUGUAAAUCGAAAACAAAAUCGGACCAAGUAUGGACCCUUGUGGGACGCCAGAUUUUAUCUGCUGAGGUGCAGACUGUGCGCUGCCAUAGACAACAGAUUGACAUCGACUCGUAAGAUAGUUCUUAAACCACCUCAGUUCAUGGUUGUUUAUACCAUACCCAGGCAGUUUCUUAAGGAGAAGUUGGUGAUUUACACUGUCGAAGGCUUUUCGAAAGUCGACAAACACCGCUGCUGUAACACAGCCUUCGUCAAUACCUUUCCUAAUACAAUCCGUGAAGUAUGUAACCGCGUCCUGGGUAGAAUGAUUUUUUCGAAAACCACAGGAAGGGAGAUAGCUGACUGGACUUAUCUAAAUGUUGGAGGUGCUGUAUUUGCGCGGCUCUUUCAAGGAUCUUCGAAGCCACCGGUAAAGCGGAGAUGGGACGGUAGUUAUCCAUACACUUCUUAUCCCCAUCUUUAUAAAGUGGAACCACCCUUGCAUAUUUCCAUUCCUCCGGUAAAACUGCAGAAGAAAUCGAAAGAUUUAUUAUGAUUGUUUGCGGAGCUGAGAUGCUUGGAGCCGCAUCCUUUAGUAAACGGGCUGGAAUUCCGUCAAGUCCUGUACCAUUCGAUGUUUUAAGCAGCCUAAGUUGACGAUGAACAAACGCAGCUGAUACUGGUUUCAAAGAGAACAAAGAUUGACUUGAAUUAUUCAAACAUGCUUCUGUGCUCAGCUGGUUCCAGUUAAGAGGUGGAAUACUAGAAAGCACCUUUUCCACAACAUUUGUAAAAUAUGUACAGAAACCGUUUGCAAUAGUAAGGGCAUCCAUGGUUGUUUUUCCAUCUACUGUGAUAGGCUCAAUAGGAGGAGACAGAUGACAGAUAUUCAGUAAAACGUGUAGGACAAUACUUGCUGUAGUUUUUGCAUUUUAUCGUUCGUGGUUUAAACUUUAGCGAGUUCAACUUUCUUAUAAAAGCCGUCAUGUCAUGAUCACUGAGUGCUGACUUGACCACCUUGACUAAGGUAAUAUUCUGUGGUUGAGAAGUACAGAUAAUGUCAAUAAGAGUUUGGGAUUCCCUUGUGACUCUUGUAGGCGCAUUAACAACCUGUGUCAUGUUCAUGCUUUGAAGAAUGCUAUUGAGCUUCUUUGUUUCUCCCUGACACCUCGCACCAGGUGAAAAAUUACAAUUUAAAUCGCCCAUUAUAAUCAUGUCUUUCUUUUCGGCAUUGGCAACUUCUAAAACAUUCUCAAACGACGACAUAAACUCCACAUCCAAGAAAUCAGAUCCAUCUGGGGGACGAUAAAAUGUUCCCAACAGAAUCCCUUUUGAAUGAGGCUGAAUAAGUUCUAUCCAGAUAGCUUCUAGCUCGGGUUUUUCUAAAUCGUCUCUUCUAAGAAGAUAAAGAAUCCGCUAAAUAAACACAAGAACCCCACCACCUCUGUAAUUACUCUGUCGAUCCUUUCGGUAAAGUUUAUGUAUGUUGGUAUUUUGCGGGGGUCUUAGUGCGCUAGUACAAAUAGAACGGCCAUCUUCUAUUUAUGUUGGUAUUUUAUUCCGUCUUAGUAUGUUGGUACGCUUAGUACAGCCAUGUUUUAUGUAUAUGUUAGCCAUAUAAGUUUGGCAACCGAAUAAUGCAUCCAUCUCACAGUCGUAUAAUCGCGUAAUCGAAUACAAGCUAAAAAUACGUUGUUCAGGUGUACUAAAGAAAAAUAAAGAAAAUUCAUUCCUAAACUUGGCAUAGUAUAUUACCUUAGUCACCCAAGUUACCCUAGUCAACCUAGUCACCCUAGUCACCUUAGUCACCCAAGUUACCCUAGUCAACCUAGUCACCUUAGUCACCCUAGUUACCCUAAUUACCCAAGUCACCUUAGUCACUGUUGUCACCUAAGUCACACUAGUCACCUAAGCACACUUUUGACGCAAAUGUUCUCAUACCCACAUUGAGUCUUACAAGGUCUGUUCCAGUUUUGCUUGUUUACAUUAAUGAUUAAGUUGUACAUGAAGGAAUUAAAGUGCCAAUAACCUAAAAAACUUUAUUAUGUUAACACCUUAAUAAAACAACUUCCCGAGACUCUUGCUGUUCCGCUGACCAUGAAAUUGACAGGCUCAUUUGUGACUUCUUAAGACAUAAUUCAGGAACUAAAUAAACGGGACUUUAUGCAUGCUUAUUUCUUUCGUGGGGUCUUCAGUAUUGUUACAUCUCACUGAAACUCAUCUUACUGGCUUGUUUUCAGUUUGUCAAAUGGAGGAAAUAUUUCUAGAAAUCCAUACCUACGUCCUAAAAUAGCAGCAAAUUUGAACGCGUUUAAAAAAAAUUUAACAAAGUCAUGUUAUGUAAAAAUCGAAAAAUUUUCUCAGAGGUUCUCGUAACUAAGUAUACUGUCAAUUAAAGAAGUAAAAACUUUAGGUUAUGGACACUUUAGGUAUAUCUUUUGAGACAUACUGUAUUGACCGAUAUCUCUUUUAGGGGAUGUAACCCGUGCAUUAGAAGACUUGGACAAAGCAAUUGACUUGGCUAAAGGCCGUGGGACUGCAGCAGCACAGGCCUACACACAGCGAGGCUUGAUCCAUAGGCUGAAUGGAGAGGAGGACAGAGCACGAGAAGACUUUGAAAAGGCUGCAGCGUUAGGCAGCGCCUUUGCUAAAUCAGUGGUUGUACAGAUGAAUCCCUAUGCUGCAAUGUGUAACAGGAUGCUUACUGAAGCUAUUAACAAACUGAAAGGAGAAGAUUGGUAG